Cryptotermes secundus is the source of this 4672-nucleotide messenger RNA. RefSeq names its product trafficking protein particle complex subunit 8 (gene l(3)76BDm). The transcript has 22 exons. Gene Ontology annotation, cellular component: TRAPPIII protein complex; phagophore assembly site; cytoplasmic vesicle. The record is from RefSeq and is a predicted model, not a curated record. The coding region runs from base 22 to 4413 and encodes 1463 amino acids. Lineage: Eukaryota; Metazoa; Arthropoda; Insecta; Blattodea; Kalotermitidae. Gene Ontology annotation, biological process: protein localization to phagophore assembly site; endoplasmic reticulum to Golgi vesicle-mediated transport.
UUAAGAAAAAUCUUCAUCAUCAUGGCUCAGUGCAAGUUGACACCCCACGAAUUUAUACAAAAUGCUUUUUCACCGAUGGUAGCUGUUAUGUGUAGCCAGCUGGUGGAUCUAACGUGUCAAAAAAAUAACCUUUCUUUUGUUGAAAUGAUACAACCAUUUUGCAAACUUAACACAGAAGCUCAUUUUCGUGAACCGUCUGGGACGUCAGUGGCUGUUAGGAACUUGCGUGUUACUAUGUUGGAUGUCAGUUCUCGACCACCACAGCCAACACUUGCAAGAAAGUUCUUAAAUGAAUCUGUUAGCCUGUCAGCAAAUGAAAGAAAUACCAGCCUACAAAUUGGUGGUCAGACUGUCGAUAUACCAGCAUCAGUCCCUUGGUUUGAAGCCUGGAGGGAGACAUUCCUUCAGGUACAAUUUCCUUCAGAUCAUGAAUUUACAAAACAUUAUAUAGGUUGUAUUCUAGUAAUAUCAUCUGCGGAAAAUAAUCCUGCAGAAACUCUUCAACAUAUGAGCCUGGAGCUACAGCAGCUACAAACUAUAACGCCAGCAAAAUUGCCAAAAUGGUUUGGUCCAUGUGUUCUGCGAUAUUAUGUCCUAGUGCAUGAUGCAGUGGAUGGGGAUGAUAAUAAAGCUGAAACAACAUUCAGUGCUAUGAAACAGACUUAUGGAGACAGCAAUUGCUUCUUCCUUCAAAUGAACUCUCGCCCACCCGGCCAGAAUGAAGACCAGAGCCAUCUCCCAGAUCCAUGGAGUCAGUUCCUUAUCCGUCAGCUUGAUAGCCAGGAGGCAAGUGAUCAGGGCAGCAGUCCUCGUACGCCAGCUGAGAUUGGGGGUGUGACCGGAAUGCCAAGCCGUGUCACCACAGAUGGGAGCUGUGACAGUGAAACCAUGGAUGUGAGUAACCUACUGAGGCCAGGUGUUGGGUCAGUGGUGAUGUCAGCAUUAGAGAUGGCACAGGAGGCCGGAGAGAGUACAACCCCCAUCACUGUCACACAUCAUCCCCUCAGCCCUGAUGCAGAGUCACAAAACUUUAUUCUUGCCAAUUCAGAUAAGAACCAUGUUCCUAAUAAUGAUGUGAUUCCUACUGCAAAUCACAUCAAUGCCAAUGUCUGGGUAGGACAAGGGAGUCAGGCUGCCACUACAACACGGCAUGGUACCUACCUUACUGCGAGUGAUUUAGACCGCCUGAGAAUGCUUGUUCAGGAAUUCUGCGUGAAAGCCUUGUUACCACAUGUGGAAAAACAGAUUCAGCAACUCAGUGAUCUUAUUUCUAACAAGAAGGGUGUUAGCAGGUCAUUUCUCAGUGCUACAAAACGCUGGUUUGGGAGCAAUAAACCUGGUAUGCCUGGUUCCAAUACACCACUUAAUGCAGUAAUCUACUCAAGUGAUGCUCCUGAACUGCAACUCAGAAGACUUGGUGACCUAUGCUUCAUGUUUGGUCAUUAUUCCUUAGCAUUCCAAGCUUAUCACUCGGCUAAGCGGGACUUCAAUGCUGAUCAAGCUUGGUUGUACUAUGCUGGUGCAUUAGAAAUGGCAGCUUUGUCAGCUUUCAUGCAAGGCGAGGUGACUCGGAAAGCACAGGAAUACAUGGAUGAGGGGAUUGUCACAUAUCUUAACUCGUGCAAGAUGCCACAGUUUGCUACAAGGGCAACACUGUUGAGCACUGAAUGUCUGAAAGGUCGCAGCCUUUAUGGUGAGGCUGCAAAGCAGUUCAUUCGUAUGACGAGCGAGGAUUCAGACCUUCGUAGUGCUCUUUUAUUAGAACAAGCAUCAUAUUGCUUCUUAAAGGCAACGAGACCACGCAUGAUGCGUAAAUAUGCAUUCCAUAUAGUCCUUGCUGGACAUCGCUUCUCCAAAGCUGGGCAACGGAAACACUCACUCAGGUGCUACAAACAGGCCUAUCAGAUGUAUGCAGAGAAGAACUGGAGUUUGGCAGAGGAUCACAUACACUUUACAAUUGGUCGUCAGGCUGCACACUUGAAGCAGUUAUCAGAAGCAGCAAAAGCAUUUGCUUGUCUGCUGACUCCUGCUAGUCGACAGUCUGCUGCUCAGCAAGCAGCAUUUCUUCGGGAAUUCCUCACAGUGCAGCAGCAACUCAUUGCUGAAGAAAGUUCUUCAGGAAAUGCUCUUCCUGUUCUUCCCUUGCCAUUAGUUGAUGGCAAUGCUAUCCGAAUUUUAUUAGGCUCACUUCCACCCCUGCAUUUUCAAGAUGGAACCUCAAAUGUGGUACCUGCAACAGGCAUCACGUUUUCAGAUGAUAUUGCAGGUGAAACUGAUGUCAGGUGGUCAAAAUUGGAAGAACUAUUGGUUGCCGAGGUGCAAGGUUCAUUACCAAUGAUCUUCAAACCUACAAUUCAGCUGUAUUCUAAUACUACAAACAACACAGCAAGACCUACGGGAAUUGUGGGAGAGCCUGUGACCGUAUCUGUGAUGCUGCAAAACCCUUUACACAUUUCAAUACCUCUGCAUGACGUUUAUCUGUUGUGGAGCUUCAAGAAAAGUAGUGGGGCCACAUCACAGCUCAUAUGUAAUGAGAUGAUGCAAGAAACAACAGAGAGUCCCAUUCAGACACAGCAUCUCAACUCUGUUAUGCUCAAACCAGAUUGUAUUCAAGAAGUGAUAUUGUGUAUUACACCUAAAUCGGUAGGAGAACUUCACAUCUUGGGGAUUGCUUACCAGAUGUCGAAUCCAGCUGCACAGCAAAGUGCUGAGCCUUCAAAUGCAACGCCCAACAUAGUAUCAGUUCCAGGAAAACAAGUAUUUUCUGUCAAGAGACCAAGGCCAAAAUCCACGAAGGAUAAAGUAUCUCAGGAUCUGCAUGACAGGAGACUGGAGAUUAAUGUUUUUGAGUCAGCACCUUCCUUACAGAUCAUGUUCAGGGACCUCAGCUCUGAGAUGCUUUGUGGAGAGCUGCAACAUGUAACACUGGAAUUCAAGAACACUGGAAACACAGCAUUAACAGCACUGUAUGUGGCAUCUACAGCUCCAGAAUUAUUCUCACUUGGAGGGACCUCGUCACAGCGAUCUGGUGGACAUCAAGUAACACAGAUCUCUUUUCCCAACAACAUGGCAGCUCAGCUUUCACCAGGACAGUCUCACACUGUACCCAUGUGGCUUCGGGCACCGGACACUAAGGGAACUGCAAAUCUUGAAAUGUUAUUCUAUUAUGAGAAUGCAAAUGGCAGUAGUAAUCCUAGGUAUCGCCUUGUAAGGCAUUCAUGGAAACUGACUGUGUUAAGUUCAAUUCACCUUACAACUACAGCCCUGAGAAGCAGUGCAGCAGGACAGACUGGAACGAAGGAGAUCUUAAACCUCACACUCAGUGUCAAGAAUUGCAAUCAGGUUCAUGAUCAAUUAAUGACAGAGAUAUCUCUACUCCAGAUUUCAUUAGCAAGUGAAGCCUGGCAGCUGUCAAAGAGAGUUGUGGUACCUGAAGAUGUGACACUCCAAGCUCAGGAGGUAGUUCAUUUUGUGGCUAAGGUGCAGAGGCAGGAAGAAACGGGAGAAAAGAGAAGCAUUUUUUCUGAUGUAACAUUGAACCAUAAUCAAAAACCAACAGGAUCUUUAAGUGAGAGACCUUACAUUGAUUUCUACAAUCAUCAUCUUGCUAGAAAAACAAAGGAUUCAGCAGAUGGUCCUGAUAUAUCAACACAUCAGCUGGACCCUUCAGCCUCUGUUGCUGGCAGCAGAGGUGUUAAAGAUUCAUCUGUGAAGGAUAUGGAAGCAGCCCUCAGAGUUGAAGCAGCCCUUAUACUCAUGUGGAAGGCCUGUGUGACUGAUGGUGGAGGCAAGAAGCGAACUGCUGUUGGCCAACACCACGUUAUGGUGAAGAAAGUGGGAACACCCAUAACAUGGCCUCCAGAAACUGUUGGGCCACUGCAGGAACAAGAGUUAAUGGGACCUCUUAGAAUGUUUGGCCCAGAUGAUACAUCAUAUAGCAGCCCUGGGGCAUCAGAAAAAUAUGCACCCCUAGAAACUCUUCAGAAACUAGUCACUUACAGUAUUUGGCACCCUCCCCGAAUUAUGCAUGACUUCAAGCAAUCCCGACUCUGUGUGGUGCCCGUCAGGCUCACUCUUCAGAACUGCUCAGAUAGUUGCCUUGUGAUCAAAGUGAACACUUUGGGGAACAGUAGUUCUGCUUCUUCUGCUAAUAAAAGCCGGUUGUGCUCGCCACAUUCAUCUGGUUCAUUCCAAUGGGUGGGGUUAGUAGGAGCGUGGCUAGAAGUGGGACCACAUAAAUCUGAAAGCAUAUGUCUCUCUGCUGCAGUGGGAUCUCCAGGGACAUAUGACCUUGGGAGUCGUUUGGAAGUGUUGUGUAGGUCUCCAGGAGCACCAGAAGUGGAUGCAGUUUCACAGAGUUGGCACAUUGAAUCGGCAUGCAUAGUCAGUAGCUCUCCCCCCAGUGAUUCAUAGUCUGCGGUAGUGUUGCAGUUCUUCUGACACAGCAUGAAGUUAAUGCGGUUAUCGCCUCUCAUUAUCACGAAUAAAUUGCCCCUCUGUGUGUUACUGCACUGACACAGUGGAAAGUUCAGCGACACUGUGGUUUGGCAUCGUAGUGAAGUCAUUGAAUUGUGAUGUAUCUCUUCAUAAUGGAUCUGUGUCUUAACACUUUGCAGACCAGCGAUUUAAAUAUUUAAAUCACCCUGGGGACCGCCAUUUUUAUACCUACUAC